This is a messenger RNA of Daucus carota subsp. sativus, 962 nucleotides long. RefSeq lists its product as uncharacterized. NCBI's taxonomy places the organism in Eukaryota, Viridiplantae, Streptophyta, Magnoliopsida, Apiales, Apiaceae. The transcript has a single exon. The coding region runs from base 129 to 734 and encodes 201 amino acids. The record is from RefSeq and is a predicted model, not a curated record.
UUUCAUCCCAUUAACACUAUCACCUUGUAUUUCCUCACACGCUAACUUAGCUUUACACAUCUCCAUCUCUCCCAACUAGAAUAUCAUCUCCAUCAACAACAAAAUCACAAGCAUUUCACGGAAGCGAUAUGGGUGUAUGUUUCUCUGUUAUGAUCAGUCCCGACAUGAACGAUAACAAAAUAUCUGCAGCAUCAACAGCAAACAUCGUCACCGUUAAAGGAGAGUUUCGACAAUUCGUUACACCAAUUUCUGUCUCUCAAGUCCUCGAGCAACUCGAGUCCUCGCCUUCCGAAUCAUUUGUAUGUAAUUCGGAUAGUUUGUACUACGACGAAGCCAUCCCCGCUUUGAAAUCGGAUCAAGAAUUACAGCCUGGCGAGAUUUAUUUUGUAUUGCCGAACUCGAAACUUCUAUAUCCUUUGACCGCAUCAGAAAUGGCCGCACUUGCGAUUAAAGCAAGCGCCGCUCUUUCGAGUAGUAAAGCCAGUAGGUCUCGCAUAUCUCCUCUUUUGUCGAUUGAAGUGGACGAGAAGGUUAACGAAAAUUCGGUUUCUGACGGGAUCGUAAAGACGAAAAAGAAGGGCGGUGGUUUAGAUAAGCAACAUGAUAUCGGAAUAUCGAGAUCAGGGUCUAUAAGGAAGCUGCAGAGAUACUCUUCUCGGCGGGUUAAGUUGGCGGCUCGUUCGUUUAGGCUUAAGCUGAAUACUAUUUACGAAGGUUCAGUUCUUGUGUAUUGAUGAAAUUUUCGUAGAUAUUUCAGUUUAAUCUAAACUUAGUUAAUAGUGAAUAGUGAAUACGGUGCUAGCUGAAAUUGUAUCCUGUUAAAAUUUGCGAACAGGGCUGGCCAAAAUGAUAAAUGUAUAGUUACGAUAUAAAAAAAAAGACUAUCUACGACUGUGUUAUGCAUCGAUCGGUUGUUUAUCUGAUGUUGUGCGAUUAAUAGAGAUUAAAUGUUUUUUUUUGCA